CGCGCCGGUGGGAAUGCCGGUAGGGCAGGAUGAGGUUGGGGCCUGAGGUCGUGGCGGGGGCACUACACCCGCCCAGUGGGUGUUGCUCCGCUGGCCCACGUGGCUGAGGUUAGGAAAUACUUUCCUGUCAGGGUCGAUACUUCUGGGCCAGGUGCCCACGUGGACCCGGGGCCACCUGUCCCGUGGCUAAUACCUGUGUAGACGCUGCACGCAGCCCAGGAGAACGACGGACCGCCCUUGGGGUCGUGCUCACUCUCGACUCUGACGCAACGAAAACGCAGCAAACGGUGCCGCGCACGCUGAGCUGCAAUCGGCCUGGUCCCGCGGUGAUCCCAUCCCGCCGGAGAGACAGCGACCCAGCGCCCGGCUCUGGCCUCGCCUCCUCAGCCUCCUCCCGCCGCGCACGGCCGCGCCUCGCCCAGGAAUUCACUCCUGGGUCCUCAGCUGCUUGGCCAGUGUCAGGAGCACAUCCCGGCCCUCGGACUCUCUGGCUGAGCUGCCGGGACAGAGCCCCCGGACCCCUGGACCACCCGACCCACCUGGACCGGCCGGGCCCACCCACAUGGACGCGCGGGGACACGAAGCUCCCAGUGGGCGCGCGCUGCGCGACGCGGCAGAAAAUCUAUUUCAGGAACUUCAAGAACAUUUUCAAGCUCUGACUGCAACAUUAAACUUCAGAAUGGAGGAAAUGGGAGGUCGUAUAGAGGAUUUGCAGAAGAAUGUCAACGACUUAAUGGUGCAAGCUGGGAUUGAAGGUUCUGUCAAAGAACAAAUGACUUGAAGACAGGAGACCAGUUACUUGAAAGUGUGAAAAAAUGAAAACUGAAUUUUUGGGAAAUAAUCUACAUGUGUUCUGAUUUUUAGUCUUUAAUUUAAAAAUUCAUUUUAGUAAAAUAAAUGUUUUUUAGAAAACAAAGGCAAUGCAAUAAGAAUGUAAUUCAGAGGGUGAUUAGCCACUUAACAAAGAUAGUUGUAAAAUGGCAAAACAUUUUUCAGUGCAUACCUAAUAUUUGUAAAUUAUGGAAGAAAAGUAUGAACUCCAUUAGGUCAAUUUUUUUUUUCCUGAAUUAAGUUCAUAUAGCUCUUUCUUAAAAGUAUCAUAAGCAGUUUGGUGAUAGAAGUUGUUCUUCAUUCCUAUUCAAUAAUUCCAGUCAGAGUUUGGGGGACGGCUGGUUGUAAUCUGCCCAGUUCAAGCAGGUUCUGGCAGUAUGUUCUCCAAACUAAAGGAAAACCAAAGAAACAGGUGAUGCAGGAUCUCUGUGACUGCCUCCUGGGUCGCCCUCACCCACUGCACUCCCUAGAGGUAGUUACCAAGGAGAUGCACAAGAAACACACCUAAGUUGAUUUGGUCAGAGAUGCCUUCGAAUACUUGUCUAGUUCACCUAUCUCUGAGCCAAAGUAAAAGCAGAGCUAUGCUCACCUGAGAAGGGGUCAGUUGUAGGCGCUCAUGGUAAAAAUUAAUAUUAUUCCUACAUGUAAAUGCAACUUUAUACAAAAGUCAAAAUCACUCAUAAUUCUACAAUUUAGAAUUAACCACUGUCAAUACUCUUCUAUGCAGGCAAUUUUAUACAACUGAUCAUACUGUUUAUAACCCAAUACCCUGUUCUCAUAUCAUAAACAUUUUUCUGGGUGCCUUGGGCUCCAUACCUCUCAUGGGCUCAGUGCAGGUAGAAUAGGGUGUUUACCCUCCAGACCUGAGGAUGCCUGCAGAACAGCCUACUGCAAACACUGCUGAUUGUUUUACUGUUUCAGAUCUUUGUUCUAAUGUCUUAAAAUUAUGUAAAUGGCACCAUACCAAAGUAUCCUUCUCGACCAUUUUUCCAUUCAGUAGUUUGAGAUUUGCCUGUAUUGGUAUGUAUAGGUCUAGUUCUGUGUAACUAACUUGCAGUUUAAGUCCUUUGACAAUUUUCCAUUUGACUGUUUCAAAAUAAGUCUGCAAUAAAUACCCUUGCAUGUC
Messenger RNA from Phacochoerus africanus (Common warthog), 1957 nucleotides. RefSeq names its product heat shock factor binding protein 1 like 1 (gene HSBP1L1). The coding region runs from base 563 to 781 and encodes 72 amino acids. The record is from RefSeq and is a predicted model, not a curated record. Gene Ontology annotation, biological process: cellular heat acclimation. Gene Ontology annotation, molecular function: transcription corepressor activity. Gene Ontology annotation, cellular component: nucleus; cytosol. The transcript is spliced from 5 exons. Lineage: Eukaryota; Metazoa; Chordata; Mammalia; Artiodactyla; Suidae.